Thecamonas trahens ATCC 50062 is the source of this 5113-nucleotide messenger RNA. Its product is annotated as class VII unconventional myosin. Gene Ontology annotation, cellular component: myosin complex; cytoplasm; vesicle. The record is from RefSeq and is a predicted model, not a curated record. The transcript has a single exon. Gene Ontology annotation, biological process: vesicle transport along actin filament; actin filament organization. Lineage: Eukaryota; Apusomonadida; Apusomonadidae. Gene Ontology annotation, molecular function: microfilament motor activity; actin filament binding; ATP binding. The coding region runs from base 1 to 4938 and encodes 1645 amino acids.
AUGGCAAGCAGCAGCAGCAACAGCAGCAGCGUGGAUGUGGCGAGUGUGGAGGUCGGGUCUUUGGUCUGGGUCCGUCAUGGUGACGGUGGGUGGGCACUUUGCAAGGUGGCGGCUACCGAGCCUGAGACUGCCAUUGUCUCGGGUACCAUUGCUGACAACCACCUGAGCCCUAUCGAGGGUGCACCUGUGCUGGAGGCUGCAGGUACUCCUGGCGAGGCCAUUCAGGCAUGUGCCAACAAACCCAACUCGGUCACGGUCACCUCGUUUCCCUUUGAUUCGGCUGCUCGCGGCGUGCCGGACAUGAUGACCAUCUCGGCUCUCUCCGAGCCUGACAUUGUGGCCAAUCUCUAUCGCCGCUUCUGUGCCAAGGAGGUGUACACCUACACCGGCUCGGUUCUCACCGCCAUGAACCCGUGCGAGGCGCUGCCGGAUCUCUACGCCGACCUGGAUGCCGUCGACGACGACGUCCCGCACGUCUACGCCGUUGCCCGCAAGGUCUACCGCGCCGCUGUCGACACCCUCACGCCGCAGAGCUUCAUCAUCACCGGCGAGUCAGGGGCAGGCAAGACCCGGACGACCGGCUACAUCCUCCGGUAUCUCACCCACAUCUCGUCGCAGGCUCCCGAUGCCGUCGCGCCAGCUAAAGCCGGCGACGACCUCACCACCCGUGUCCUCGCCGCCUCCCCCAUCCUCGAGACUUUCGGCAACGCAGCCACGACCCGCAACGCAAACUCGUCGCGGUUCGGUAAGUUUAUCCAGAUCGAGUUUACUUCCGGCGGCGCCCUCGCCUCGGCUUCCUUUGUCAUCUACCUCCUCGAAAAGUCGCGCAUCAUCUCGCAGUCGCCGCGCGAGCGCAACUACCACAUCUUCUACCAGCUGCUCGGCGGCGCGCCGCCAGCGCUGCGCGAGGCCUGCGCCCUCCGCGACACCGUCACCGACUACGCCUACAUCAAUCCCGAGCGAGUCGCUCUCGAAGGCGUCGAUGACGCCGCAGACUUUGCCGAGCUCGUUUCGUGCCUCACCUCGGUCGGCCUUGACGACGCCGCCCAGACGACCAUCUUUCAGGUCGUCGCCGCCGUCCUCGAGCUCGGUAACGUCCGCCUCGUUGAGCGCGGUGACGCCGUCGAGGUCGAAACGCCCGAGCUGGUCGAGACCAUCGCUAAGUUCCUCGGCAUCGAUGCUGGUUUCCUUUCGCAGCUCCUGACCCAGCGUACCGUCGCUGCCCGUGGACGAGCCUCGGUCUACAUCAAGCCCCUCACUCUGCCUGAAGCCGUCGCUGUCCGCGACACUUGUGCCAAGACCAUAUACCAGGCCAUCUUUGAGUUUCUGGUCAAGCAGGUCAACGUCUCGCUCGCGCCUGGCGGCCCUGGCCAGGCAGCCGCACCCGGCGCGUCCGACGCGUCCAGCGCUGACACCAAGCCGGCCAUUGGCCUGCUCGACAUCUUUGGCUUUGAAGUCUUUGAGCGCAACUCGUACGAACAGCUGCUCAUCAACUUUGUCAACGAGAAGCUCCAGCAGCUCUUUGUGGCACACACCUUUAAGCUCCAGCUCGAUGAGUAUGCGCAGCAGGGCCUCGCUGUCGAGAACAUUGCCUUUGUCGACAAUCAGGCGUGCCUCGACCUUAUCGAGAAGAAGAACUUUGGCAUUCUCUCGAUGCUCACCGACGAGUGCAAGGUGCCAAACGGCUCGGACGAUAACUUGCUCACCCGCAUGCACGCCGCCUUUGGCCAGAUGCCCAAUCCGACGCCGCACUACUCGUUUGAGCGCCGUCAGGAACGGCUCGGCUUCUCGGUCGACCACUACGCCGGCCGGGUUGCCUACGCCAUUGACGGCUUUCUCAACAAGAACAAGGACUCGCCGGUCGAGGCCUUUAACGAACUCGUCACCAUGUCGUCGAUCCCGCUCGUGGCUAAGCUCUUCAAGCCGCCGCCAGCCGAGCCCGAGGCUGCAGGCACCGACGCUGAGAUGGCCAAUGCGGCUGCAACCCUGAUGCGCAAGCGCGGCGGGCGACGCGGCCGUGGUGGUGGCGGUAGCGGCGGCUCGCAGAAGAAGAAGGCUGGCAUUGCCGAGCAGUUUAUCCGCUCGCUCAACUCGCUGAUGACCACGCUCAAUGCAUCGACCCCACACUUUGUCCGCUGUCUCAAGCCGAACAACUUGCUCUCAAAGGACUCGUUUGACUCGGCCACGGUCGUCCGCCAGGUCCGCUGUCUUGGCAUGCUCGACACCAUCGAGAUGCGCCGUCGCGCCUACCCAGUCUGGAUUCCGUUUGAGGAGUUUACGGCCCGCUACGCUGUGCUCGGAAACAAGGACGCAACCGCCGACGCCGACUCGUGUCGCGCCAUCCUUGCGGCUACCGUGCCGGUCGAUGACGCUUCUGGCUCGCAUGCGCAGUGGCAAGUCGGCAAGACCAAGGUCUUCCUUCGCGACGGCGUCUCCAACGUCCUCGACGCCGCCCGCGCAGAGGCUCUCCGCGAAACCGUCAUCACCAUGCAGUGCUCGGUCCGGGUCUUUCUCGCCAAACAGCGGGUUGCCUGGCUCCGCAAGCGGCUGUGGGCCACCAUUCGGGUCCAGACUGCCUUUCGCGCCUGUCUCGCCCGCAUUCGCGUCGCCCGCAUGAAGCGCGAGCGUGCUGCCGCCAUCGUCAUCCAGUCUGCUGCCCGCGCAUCAGCUGCCCGCGCCGCCCUUGCCGCCGCCCGCGCCGCCCACCUCGCCCGUCUCGAGGCCGCCCGUCUCGAGCGCGCCGCGGCUGAGGCUGCCCGUCUCGCAGCUGAGGCCGAGGCUAGGCGCAAGGCCGAAGCCGAGGCAAAGGCAAAGGCCGAAGCCGAGGCAAAGGCAAAGGCCGAAGCCGAGGCAAAGGCAAAGGCCAAGGCCGACGCAAAGGCCAAGGCCGACGCAAAGGCCAAGGCCGACGCAAAGGCAAAGGCCGACGCAAAGGCAAAGGCAAAGGCCGACGCCGAGGCAAAGGCAAAGGCCGAAGCCGAGGCAAAGGCAAAGGCCAACGCCGAAGCAAAGGCCAAGGCCAACGCCGACGCAAAGGCCAAUGCGCCGGCAAAGCCGGCAGCUGCGCCGGUGAUGGCCGCCGGCACCAAGAUCUCGUUUGACACGUCGUCGGACGGUUCGUCGUCCAGCUCGUACUCGAGCUCGUCCGGCUCGUCGACCAACUCGUCGGACGCGGCUGACAUUGGUGCGGGAGCGUCGGACGGGGCGCCGAUCAACGCGGCUGCGGCUAAGUUGGCAAAGCGCAACAAGCGAGCGUCGAAGCGGAUCUCCAUGCACGACCUCUCGCAGGCGAUGUUCAACUUUGACGCCAGCUCGCCUCCACCCGAGGGACGCGAUAAGAGCCUGGAGCAUCCGACCAAGGAUCGCCCGAAGCGAACGCAGGCCCAGCGAGCUCGGCCAUCCGAAAGCCAGGACGGCGCGGCAGGGUCGGCAGCAGCCAACUCCGAUUUCGUGCCGCCGCCGCCGCCGCGUCGGUCGGCGUCUUCGCGGACCGGCGGGUCCAACGCCGAUCUCACUAGUCCGCCGGCCGCAAGGCAUGCCGGUGAGGACGAUCCGGAGGUCCAUCGCGAGUGGCGUGAGGCGCGCAGCGUCGACGACAUGAUUCAGUGGCUCAUCGACGUCAAUCUCUCGGUCUACUCGACGAUUUUCCGCGAGAACAACAUUGACGGCAAGGCCGCAGAUCAGUUUGUAACAACAGGUCAGCUGGCACGGCUCGGGAUCACCGACGAGAAGCACCAGAGGUUCUUGCUUGUCCACAUUCCGCGGGUGGUGCCGGAGACCAAGCCCGAGUCGUUUGUGGCCGAGGCAGGGACAGGGCUGACAGCGCGCGAAGAGGUGGAGUCGGCGCUUUCGGGCUUUGGCACUCUCAUGAGCCGCGAGCAGUACGCCACGCUCUCACCCAAGGAGCGGCGCGAGGUGCAGCAGCGUUUCAAGAAGCAGCAAAAGGACCUUGAGCGUGAGCGGCGCAAGCUGAUGAAGACGAUGAACCUGCCUGCGGCCAGCGCCAUUGCCAACCCAUCGAUGAAGGGCAACCUCAUCAAGCGCGGCGACCUCAAGACCUCCAAGUGGUCCAAGCGCUACUGCGUGGUCUCGGACCACCACUUUUACUACUACAAGUCGGCCGAUGCCGAGCGGCCCGAGGGCUUUGUCCUCCUCACUGGCUGCCAGUUUGGCGUGAUCGAAAAGAACGACCCGAUGCUGCAGUGGUGCAUCUGCAUCUACCACCGCGAUCAAGGCACUAAGAUCCUUGCCUGCGCUAACCGCGGUGAGCGUGACGCGUGGGUCGCCGGCCUGCAAGCCGAAGCCAUCUCGGUCGGCAGACCGGCGGCGUCCAGCAAGGCGCCGCCGCCGCCGCCGCCGUCGGCCCCGCGCCCGGCUCUGACCGGAACGCUCCGCCGCGGAGCUCGGCUCUCGGUCGCGCCACCAGCCCGCCGCAAGAGCUCGUCGGCCGGUGUGCAGAUCUCUGGCGGAUUCCGCCAUGCCCAGCUCGUCGGCAUGGGCAAGGAGCUGAAAGACGGCCAGUCGGCGCGGGCAAAGGCAACUAAGAAACGGCUCAAGUCGAUGGUUGUGUUCAAGGCAACGGACGUGCCGGAGCCGUCGAUGGUCGGCGUUGUCUCCAAGCGCGACGACACCAAAGAGUCCAAGUGGGCCGAUGUCUUCAUCUCCGCCUCUAAGGGCACGCUUUGGGUGUACAAGAAGAUGAACGACUCCAAGCCGGUCUCGUUCUUUCAGCUCCAAGGCGCGUCAGUCGAUCCGUUUACCCUCGACUCGGCUCGCCCGCACUCGUUUGUCGUUGCUCAUCCGCAGCGCGGCUUUCAGCUGUUCUCGGUCCCGGAUGCCGAUGCACUCGGCCACUGGGUCGCGGCGCUGCGCGGCGAGGCCGGAAAGCCCGAGGGCGAGGCUGACGGUAGCAGCAGCAGCGGCAGCAGCAGCAGCUAGCUCAGAGGAUGCCACAGCGUUGUUCACGGCGCUCCACGCCCGAGAUACACGUGCCCGCCGGCCGAAGACCACGCCGAGCUGUAGUCGCCGGUACCCGCGCCCUUCUUGCCACUCACCGACCCGUAGUCGGCGAUGGGCGACCUCAAUUUGGAGUAAACACCUGGUGAGAGUGGAA